AUGGCUUCGGGCAUACCAGAAGUCGAUCUGGUCACCCGAGUCCAGGUCGACAGCUCCGUCGCCGGCGCUGGCGAGAUCGACGAGUCCCUCUAUAGCCGGCAGCUCUACGUCCUUGGCCACGAGGCUAUGAAGCGCAUGAGCGCAUCUAACGUGCUUAUUGUUGGUCUGAAAGGUCUCGGUGUCGAAAUCGCCAAAAAUAUCGCCCUUGCCGGUGUCAAGAGCUUGACACUGCACGAUCCUACCCCCGUUGCCAUCGCCGACCUAUCCUCCCAGUUCUUCCUGCGUCCGGCAGAUAUCGGCAAGCCCCGCGAUGUCGUCACUGUCCCCCGUGUCGCCGAACUGAACGCAUACACACCUGUGAGCAUCCACAAAUCAUCUAACCUCGGCGAGGAUUUAUCCCAGUUCGAUAACUACCAAGUCGUUGUCCUCACCAGCACCCCUCUCGACCUUCAACUCGUGAUCGGCGACUACUGCCACUCCAAGGGUAUCUACGUUGUCGUCGCAGAUACUUUUGGCCUCUUCGGUUCCAUCUUCUGCGAUUUCGGCGAAAAGUUUACCUGUCUCGAUGCAACCGGCGAAAACCCGCUUAGCGGCAUAGUAGCCGGCAUUGACGACGAAGGAUUGGUCUCCGCGCUGGACGAGACGCGCCACGGCCUCGAGGAUGGCGAUUACGUCACCUUCUCCGAAGUCCAGGGCAUGGAGACCUUAAAUGGAUCGGAACCGAGGAAAGUCACGGUGAAGGGUCCUUAUACCUUUUCGAUCGGCGAUGUCUUGGGGCAUGGUCAGUACCAGAGCGGAGGGCUGUACCAGCAGGUCAAAAUGCCCAAGUUUAUCGAUUUCAAGACCAUCUCUGCUGCCCUUCGCGAUCCCGAGUUCGUCAUCUCCGAUUUUGCCAAGUUUGACCGGCCGCAUCAGCUUCAUAUCGGGUUCGAGGCGCUACAUGCCUUCAAGCAGUCGCAGGGCCGUCUACCGCGACCUCUCAACGACGAAGACGCUGCGGUCGUCGUUGCUUCGGUCAAGGCCUUCGUCGAGAAAGAGAAUGUGGACAUUGAGAUUGACGAGAAGCUCAUCAGAGAGCUCAGCUACCAGGCACAGGGCGACCUCAACCCCAUGGCCGCUCUAUUUGGUGGUCUCGCCGCGCAGGAGGUUCUCAAGGCGGUCUCGGGAAAGUUCCACCCGAUCAAGCAGUGGCUCUAUCUCGACUCGCUCGAGUCGCUUCCUACUAGCACCGCCCGAACCGAGGAGCUUUGUAAGCCGAUUGGUACCCGGUACGACGGUCAGAUUGCCGUCUUCGGAAGAGAAUACCAGGAAAAGCUCGGGAACGUCAAAGAAUUCCUGGUCGGCGCUGGAGCCAUCGGCUGCGAAAUGCUCAAGAACUGGGCCAUGAUCGGCCUCGGCGUGGGACCCAAGGGCAAGAUUACCAUUACCGAUAUGGACUCGAUCGAGAAGAGCAACUUGAACCGCCAAUUCCUAUUCCGGCCGAAGGAUGUCGGCCAGAUGAAGAGCGAUUGCGCCGCUAAGGCUGUGCAGGCCAUGAAUCCCGAGCUUGGGGGUCACAUCGAGUGUCUGAAGGACCGCGUCAGCCCGGAAACGGAACAUAUAUUCAACGAAGAAUUCUGGGAGUCCUUGGAUGGAGUUACCAAUGCCCUCGACAACGUCGAGGCGAGAACCUACGUUGACCGGCGAUGCGUAUUCUUCCACAAACCCUUGCUCGAGAGCGGGACUCUCGGCACGAAGGGCAACACCCAAGUCGUCCUCCCCAGGUUGACCGAAUCCUACUCGUCUUCCCAGGACCCGCCUGAAGUGUCGUUCCCUAUGUGCACCCUGCGAAGUUUCCCAAACAGGAUCGAGCAUACGAUAGCCUGGGCGCGAGAGCUUUUCGAGACUUCGUUCGUCAAGUCUGCCGAGACUGUUAACCUCUACCUAACCCAACCCAACUAUCUAGAAACGACACUAAAGCAGGGCGGGAAUGAGAAGGCAACUCUGGAGACGAUCCGGGACUACCUCGUGACGGACAAGCCGCUGAGCUUCGAGGACUGCAUCAUCUGGGCACGAAUGCUGUUUGAGAAGCAAUAUAACAAUGCGAUCCAACAGCUUCUGUACAACUUCCCCAAGGAUUCCGUGUCCUCUAGCGGUACUCCCUUCUGGUCGGGCCCGAAACGUGCCCCCGAUCCACUGAAGUUCGAUCCGAAAAACCCGGUUCAUUUCGAAUUCAUCGUGGCGGCCGCUAAUCUCCAUGCCUUCAACUACAACAUUAAUACGAAGGGCGUAGAUAAGGCGCUCUACUUGAAGGUCUUAGAGAACAUGAUCGUCCCCGACUUCUCGCCCGACCCGGGCGUCAAGAUCCAGGCAAACGACAGUGACCCCGACCCGAACGCCAGCAAUAGCAACCCUUCUGCUUUCGACGACAAUACCGAGAUACAGAAGAUUGUCGACAGCCUUCCCGCCCCCAGCACGCAAGCAGGAUUCAGGCUGACACCGGUAGAAUUCGAGAAGGAUGACGAUAGCAACCACCACAUCGACUUUAUCACAGCGGCGAGCAACCUACGAGCCAGCAACUACAAGAUCGAGCUAGCCGACAGACAUAAGACGAAGUUUAUCGCCGGCAAGAUCAUCCCGGCCAUCGCGACGACGACGGCACUGGUGACCGGUCUCGUGGUCCUGGAACUGUACAAGGUCCUCGACGGCAAGGACGACAUCGAGCAGUACAAGAACGGGUUCGUCAACCUCGCGCUGCCGUUCUUCGGCUUCAGCGAGCCGAUCGCCAGUCCCAAAGUAGAGUACAAAGGGCCGGAGGGCAAGGUGACGUUGGACAAGAUCUGGGAUCGGUUCGAGAUCUCGGACGUGACGCUGAGGGAGCUCAUCGACGACUUCCAGGGCAGGGGCCUCAGCAUACAGAUGCUCAGCUCGGGCGUGAGCCUGCUCUACGCGGGCUUCUUCCCGGCGGCGAAGCUGAAGGAUAGAUACCCGCUCAAGCUGAGCCAGCUGGUGGAGACGGUCUCGAAGAAGCCGAUCCCGGAGCACCAGAAGGAGCUCAUCUUCGAGAUAGUGGCGGAGGACCUAGACGAGGAAGACGUCGAGGUACCGUACAUCAAGGUCCGGAUCCGGUAG
Molecule: messenger RNA, 3111 nt
Organism: Durotheca rogersii
Lineage: Eukaryota; Fungi; Ascomycota; Sordariomycetes; Xylariales; Xylariaceae
Exons: 3
Coding region: 1-3111 (1036 amino acids)
Biological process (GO): protein sumoylation
Cellular component (GO): SUMO activating enzyme complex; cytoplasm
Molecular function (GO): SUMO activating enzyme activity
Source: RefSeq, a predicted model, not a curated record